UAUAGUAGGUUAUGUGAUAUGUUCGUUGGUUUGGUUUGUAAUUUGCAAGGCUUUGGCGCGUACAAUUACAAAUAUUUAUAUGCGGCACCAAUCUCGAGAACCUUAAUUUGUGUAGCUUUAGAAUGGGACGAACAAAAGCUGUACCAGUCAAGUUUGCAUCAAAAAAUGUAUCUUCAUUAGACACAUCGAAAAAAUCAAGAGCAAGAUCAGUGACUAGAAGCUUUACUGUCUUUCCACCUAAUAAUAUCAAUGCUGACUAUUAUUUAGGUAAUAUAUGGUUAGGUAUUAGCAACAAUGUGUUACCUCAAGAAUGGCAAAAAUGCAAAGUCUCUUUUAUUAACAAUGAUGAUACUUUACAUUUGAAGAUGGAGUUCGACGGGAGCAUAGUUGUACUUAUAUGUGUUUCUGAUGAUGAGGAUUUUAUAAAAGGGUUAUUUCAAUUCAAAUUGUUCGCUAUGAAAUUUAACAACAUGGAAGACAAAAUCUCUGUGGAAUUGCAUAUUGCUGAAUUACCAUUGCCAAAAAUAAAUAAAAGUAUUAGCCAAGUGAUUCGAAUUGUCUUUGCUAGAAUAUUUAAUAUAGAAUUUUGCGAAGUAGGACAAAUUAAGGAGCAUAAAACUUGUUUAGAAGAAAUAGAUAGCUUAUAUCAACAUGUGUCGGCUAUACGGAAUAAAUCUAUAAGUUUACCUGAAUACGUACAACAUCCCUCCUUAAAACCACAACUACGAAGCUAUCAACAAAAUGCAGUAUCAUGGAUGAAACUAAAAGAGCAGCCGUUAACUACUUCUGAGGAACUACAUCCCUUAUAUCAACCCCUAUGCCUAAGUACAAAGAAGGUGAUAUAUUAUAGCAAAUAUUUGGGUGAUGUCCAAGAUGAAAAACCUCUGAUGUCACAAAGGCAAACUGGAGGAAUCUUAGCGGACGAAAUGGGUUUGGGCAAAACUGUAGAGGUGCUUGCGUGCAUUUUAUCAAAUCCGAUGGCUAGUAUGGAAGUAACAGGCUCUAAUUCCGCCUCUCCCAAAAUUAUCAGGCGACCUCCGAAACGAGAAAGGCAGCCUACGACCUGUGAUAGCAAGUAUCAUUGCAGCCCAAAAAAAUUGAAAGUGCCAGAGGAUUGGGUGAAACUUUCUAGUCGAAAGUCUAGUGUGAGAGUUGCACUGGAAUGUUUUUAUGAAAGCGCAUUAGAGGAGAUGGUAAUUUCGAAUAGAGGGUUACCGAAACUUGAUCAAAAUAAAGUGCAAUGUAUAUGUGGUGAUACUGACAUGGUGGGUAGUAUUAUGUGUGUUAAUUGUUUGAAAUAUCAGCAUUCAAAGUGUAUGGGGUUUCGUGCAAAAUAUGGCGAAUAUAGGUGCCCCAAAUGUUGGACAGAGCAGCCACUUUUAGAGAGUAAAGCAACCCUUAUUAUUUGCCCGACCACUUUACAAACACAAUGGUGUGAUGAAAUCUGCAAACAUAUAAGUGCUAGCAUGAAGGUUUUGGUUUACGAAGGUUCCAAAGCAGCGUCCAUAUAUCCAGCUAAGUUAAAAGAUUACGACCUUGUACUUACCACCUACCAAGUGCUCCAAGCAGAACUGUACUUUACCGAAACUAAACAGGCACCAGCAUUGCGCAGAGAACAGCGAUAUUUAUGUCCAGGAUGUCCAUUGACUUUAAUCAAAUGGUGGCGGCUCUGUAUUGAUGAAGCCCAAACAGUUGAAAUUCCCACCGCAAUGAUUUCGGUGAUGGUAAAGAAAUUAUUUGCUUGUCACAGGUGGGCGAUAACAGGCACCCCAAUCACUCGCGAUAUCUUCGGAUUCUAUGGUUUAAUUGAUUAUCUGCAGCUGAGUCCCUACAGUGACUUAGAGACAUGGAAUCACUUACUAUACUAUCCACAUUCACAAGGUAAUAACGAACCGCUCUAUACAUAUCUAGCCGAGAUUAUGUGGCGCUCUGCUAAAUACGACGUUGUGGGGCAAAUUAACAUUCCAAAACAAACUCUAAAUGAAUAUAUAAUUGAAUUUUCGGCGGUGGAAAAGUUUUAUUAUCGUCGAGAGCAUGAAUUGUGCACCAACCAAUUUUUAGACAAAUUAAAGAACUACAGUGGAGAGGUCUUGCUUAGUUCACUCGAUAGAAGCAGCAUAAGAAAGAUAAUGGCACCGUUAUUGUCAAUACGUCAAGCAUGUAAUCAUCCAAAUACUGCCAGAGGUCGCUAUUUGGGUGCGUCUAAAUCGGUUAAGUCUAUGGAAGGUUUGUUGGAUGCAUUAAUUGAGAAAAACAAUACUGAUAGUGAAGAAAAUCUCAGAAUUGUUGUCUCCGCUUUGAAUGGUUUGGCCGGUAUUUAUUUGCUGUUACAAAAUCCCUUGGAAGCGACAGAGCAUUAUCGGCAAGUUAUGCAGUUAGCCGCACGUUUCAAUAAUGAGGAAGACAAAAAACAGCUUACAAUUGACAAAUUGCAACUAAUCCAUACUAUGCAUAAUUUAGCCGAAAUUAUCGAGACAUAUCCUAAUAUGCCGCCGACGUUAAGAGACCAGCAGCUCAGACAAGACUGUCUAAACUUACAAGAAAAAUAUCUUGAAAAGUACAUCACACAGAGUUCUCGAGCAUAUUAUGAAACAGACGCCCUAAUGAAUACAGUGUGGAAGUUAGAAGAGAAAUAUAUUUUGGAGACAGGCGAGUGGUAUACUCGCCUGACUCAUUGGGUUAUUCGAAAUCAGUAUGAAGUAGAAUUACAGAAACGCAUUACGUCAUCAUUGACUACAGAAAGUUCAAAUACCAAAAAACUAAAAUCACACGGACUAGAACUGCUUUAUGAAUUAGCAGCGUGGGAUGAUGAAUUGAUCAAAUUUAGAAAAAAAACCAUACAACUUGUUAGUGAAAUGUAUUCGUCAGAAGAUGGCAAAAAAAUAGAAAUAGAUGAAAAUUUAAUUUUUGAUGCUAUGGAAUGUCACCUUCGACCUGAGAAAAAAAGUAAAAAAGUUAAAAAGUGUCUUGUAUGCCGUGUAAGUGUUCAAAUGAGAAACUAUGAGUCAGUAUUAUUUGAUAUGGAAAGUAAAUCCGCCAAAGCAGACAUUUCCAACAAAGGCAGCUGGAAACCAUCCCCACAGGAAUUAAUAUUAAGAGCACUUCUUAAUUUCGCAAAAACGAAAGACGCCGAAGAUAUUUCUCUAACCGACGGAGAUCUAUAUUUUCGUAUUUUAUAUAAAAAGAAAAUAGAAUUUAAACAAAUGCGCAAAUUUUGGACUCUUCUAGAUCAACAAAUAUGUGCACUCGACGAAAUAAAUAUGUGUAAAACGCGAUUAAGUUUAAAAGUUGGAGAUGAACAAGAAAACAAGAAGUCUACAUCUAAGACAGAUCGGAUUUUAAAACAUCUUUCUAUGGCUCUAGAAAAUAAACUUCAGUAUAUUAAUUUUAUAGAGGAACACGAGCUAAAUUAUCAAGUGUCAAUUUUAAAAAAUGAGGAAAAAGUAAAUAUGGCAUCCUUGGAAAGAAAUUUAGGAAUACAUAGUUACCUUGAAACACUUCGUCUUCAACAAUAUGCGGGUCAAAGCCCAGAUCCUUGCCCCAUAUGUAAAAAUGCACUGCAAGAACAUUGGAGCAUUCUACCAUGCGGACAUUGUUAUUGCUUGGAGUGUAUUCAGGUUCUCUUUGAAAAGGCCAACAUUAGGUUGUUGCCAUGCUCGAUUUGUCGACAGUCUCACAAACCUGAGGAUGUUUCGUAUAUACGCACUGAUGCGGUUGAAAGCCAAGUCGAAGAAACCAAAAUUAAAGGAAACUACUCAACAAAAAUUGAAGCAAUCGUUAAAUUGAUUAUCAACCUUAAAAAAGAAGAGAGCACUGUCAAAGUUUUAGUCUUUUCAACUUGGGUGGAAGUAUUAAAGGUCAUGAGAAAUGCACUUAUAAAUAAUGGUAUAUCAACGGAACUGUUGUCAAUACAGUCCUUAAAGAAAUGCCUUGCAAAAUUUAAGAAUGGCGAGAUUACUGCGCUGCUUUUGCCAAUUAGUUUAGGAUCCAAAGGCUUAAAUCUCAUUGAAGCAACACAUGUUGUAUUAACGGAGCCAUUGCUGAAUCCUGCAGAUGAACUACAAGCAAUUGGAAGAAUACAUCGAAUCGGCCAAACCAAACCGACAAUUGUACAUAAAUUUGUGGUGAAAAGUACAAUUGAAGAGAGUCUGUAUCAAGCAACAAAUCAGAAUGCAGCUAAUUGGGAUAAAAGUAAAGUCACUUUGGAACAAUUACGUAAUUUGUUUAUUGAUACUUCAGAAGAUCCACCAGCUCUAAAUGUUGAAGCUGACAGCAUUUUAGAAGCGAACGAAGACAUUGAUGCAAAUUGCAGUAUUGAUCACUCUAAUGAAGAAAAUUUGGAACUUCAAGAACCGUUUACGAAUAGUCAUAAUUCUGAAAGUAACAUCUCUGAUACUGAAAACAGUAGUUCCAGUGAAAGCAUAUCUGAAGAAGAAAUGGAUAUGUGAAUUAAAUUUUGAAUUGUAUUCUUUUUUGAUCACUUUUAUGUGUGCUUUUUAAUUUAUUUACAUAUUGUAUGAUUGCUAAUUUUUUUAUCUGUUGGUUGUUGAUUGUUUUGAUUCUCAAAAUACAUAACUAAUAUUUGGGUACUCAGUCAUGCAUUCCAUUAAAUGUAGUAAGCAGGUAGUAGAAUAAUAAAUCAAGAAAUAUCGUGUAUGCAAUAAUUUAGCGUCUAAUUAUUAUUUAUAUUGUUUUUACUGUGGAUAAAUUUUAAAUAAAUCGUGUGUUUUGUGUGUAA
Molecule: messenger RNA, 4738 nt
Organism: Photinus pyralis (common eastern firefly)
Lineage: Eukaryota; Metazoa; Arthropoda; Insecta; Coleoptera; Lampyridae
Product: E3 ubiquitin-protein ligase SHPRH
Exons: 17
Coding region: 123-4448 (1441 amino acids)
Biological process (GO): DNA damage response; protein polyubiquitination
Cellular component (GO): nucleus
Molecular function (GO): metal ion binding; ATP-dependent chromatin remodeler activity; ubiquitin protein ligase activity
Source: RefSeq, a predicted model, not a curated record